Messenger RNA from Talaromyces atroroseus, 1731 nucleotides. RefSeq lists its product as hypothetical. Gene Ontology annotation, cellular component: plasma membrane; NADPH oxidase complex. NCBI's taxonomy places the organism in Eukaryota, Fungi, Ascomycota, Eurotiomycetes, Eurotiales, Trichocomaceae. Bases 1 to 1731 code for a protein of 576 amino acids. The transcript is spliced from 9 exons. Gene Ontology annotation, biological process: superoxide anion generation; defense response. The record is from RefSeq and is a predicted model, not a curated record. Gene Ontology annotation, molecular function: superoxide-generating NAD(P)H oxidase activity.
AUGGAUAUGGAGAAACUUCCACCGGAAUACGAUGCGGAAUCCAAGAGUGAACGAGCAAGAUGGCCGCCCCUCACGAGGAUGCUGAUGUCGGGCGAGAUGAGCAAUUAUGAGCCUAAGCCAUUGACAACUAAGCAAAAGUUUGAUCGCUGGAUGAUCAACGAAGGAUGGCGAAGAUUUACCGUGGCUCUCUUCGUACUUGUCCAAAUCAUGGUCUAUGUGUUCGCUUUUGUAAAUUACGCACUGAAAGACAAUUUGAAUGAUGCGCGUGCAACUUACACAUGGACAUACAUGGUAGCAAGAGCUGCGGCGUUGACUCUACACUUCGACGUCAGCUUGAUCUUGUUUCCUGUUUGUCGGACUCUCAUCUCACUAAUGAGACAGACGCCUCUCAAUGGAAUUAUCCAGUUUGACAAGAAUAUCACCUUUCAUAAACUGGUUGCAUGGGCAAUCGUGCUCUUCACAUGGGUGCAUACAAUUGCGCACCUGAACAACGUCGCACAGCUCUCAGCGAAGAACGGCCAGGGCUUCGUUGGCUUUCUUCGAGCCGGAUUCUUGACGGGGCCUACAUGGACCGGAUGGAUUAUGCUAAUUUCGCUCAUGAUCAUGGUUUUCACGUCUAUCGAGAAGCCGCGACGAAAUAAUUUCGAGCGGUUUUGGUACUCGCACCAUCUUUUCAUCGUCUUCUUCAUUUUCUGGUCAAUGCAUGGUAUUUGGUGCAUGAUCCCAGCCGAUUUUGCUCCGUAUUGCUCUGGAACCGGAGUCUUCUAUCAAUACUUCAUCUACGGAGCUGUCAUCUAUCUGGCUGAGCGAAUAGCGCGAGAGGUCCGCGGGCGACAUGCGACGGUGAUUUCGAAGGUGAUCCAGCAUCCCAGUAAUGUGGUUGAGAUACAAAUCAAGAAAGAGAAGACCAAGACCAAAGCCGGCCAGUAUAUAUUCCUCUGCUGUCCAGAAGUGUCUCUCUGGCAAUACCACCCCUUCACCCUCACCAGCGCCCCUGAAGAAGACUACAUCUCCGUUCACAUCCGAUGUGUUGGCAACUUCACCAAGGCUUUAGCCAAGACGCUGGGGUGUGAUUUUGAGUCCGGAAAGAACACCGGGAAAGAUGGAUCCGCUCUUGUCGGAAUUGACAGAAUCGGCACAGGCGACAAGAGCAUUGACCCUACCAUACAGCGUAUUUUGCCUCGACUGUAUGUCGAUGGUCCGUUUGGCAGUGCAUCGGAAGAUGUGUUCAAGUACGAGGUUGCCAUGCUGGUGGGAGCUGGUAUUGGCGUUACGCCGUUUGCAUCUAUUCUGAAGAGCAUUUGGUAUCGCAUGAACCACGGCAAACAUCAAACUCGGUUGCGCAAGGUCUACUUUUUCUGGGUCUGUCGAGAUUUCGGAUCCUUUGAGUGGUUUAAAUCCCUGCUUUCUGCAAUCGAGGCUCAGGAUUUGGGCAGCCGUAUUGAAAUCCACACGUAUCUAACUGCUAAAAUCAAACCCGACGAUGCUACUAACAUCAUGAUCAAUGACGCUGACGCAAUGCAGGACGCCAUCACGGGUCUUCGAGCGCCCACCAACUUCGGCAGGCCGAAUUGGGACAUGAUAUUUCGAUCAAUUCGCCAGAUCAAUUCACCGGCAGCAGCAGGUGUUUUCUUCUGCGGGCCAAAGGGUUUGGGCAGUCAAUUGCACAUCAAAUGCAACCAGCACUCAGAGCCGGACUUUGAGUUUGUAUGGGGGAAGGAGAAUUUUUAA